AUGGAUGUUGUAUUUAUUAGGAGUAAGGCUUGGAAGCUGAAGGCAGUUUGUGGGGACCCAGAUUGUGAGUGGAUGAUAUAUGCUUCAAAAAUGCAACAUGAGAACACAUUGCAAGUGAAGACAUAUGUACGUGAGCACACAUGUACACAGUUAUGGGAGAACCCUACUGUCAAGUCAACUUGGAUAAGCAAGAAAUAUGUUGAGACAUUAAAGACCAAUCCUCAUUGGCCUGUCAGCUCAUUCAAGGAGACUGUUGAGAAGGAUUAUAAUACAGGGGUGUCAAAACAACAAGUGUAUAGGGCAAAAGAGAAGGCACUAAAGUUGAUUGAGGGAACUUUUAAUGAACAAUAUUCAAGAAUAUGGGAUUAUUGUCAAGAAUUAAGGAACACUAAUCCAAGAACCACAGCAAUGGUUAAGUGUGAUUUCAAAGAAAAGUUGGGGAAACCACAGUUUCAAAGGUUGUAUGUUUGUUUAGGAGCUGCUAAGGAAGGGUUCAAAGCUGGAUGCAUGCCCAUUAUAGGUUUAGAUGGGUGCUUUUUGAAGAGUGUUUAUGCAGGGCAACUUUUAACUGCAGUGGGUAUAGACGGCAACAAUGAAACCUGGGUGAUUGCAUACGCAGUUGUGGAAUCAGAGUGCAAGGAAUCUUGGAUUUGGUUUCUAGAGCUAUUGGUUAAGGAUUGUGAGAUUGUUAAUCAAUUUGUCUUCACCUUUAUAUCUGACAAACAAAAAGGAUUAUUGCCUGCUUUUGAGCAAGUGGUCCCUAAUUGUGACCAUAGGUUCUGUGCAAGACAUCUUUUUAGCAACUAUAGGAUAUUGUUCAAAGCAAAAGGCUUGAGAGACAAGUUUUGGGAAGCAUCAUAUGCAACCAAUAUUCCCCACUUUACAAGGGCCAUGGAAGAACUUAAAAAACUGUCUAAGGAUGCAUAUGAAUGGCUCACCACUCCAAAUAAACCUCCAAGGCAUUGGUCAAAAUCACACUUCAGCACUCAUUUGAAGUGUGACAUGGUGUUGAAUAAUCUGUGCGAGUCUUUCAAUGGUACCAUAUUGGAAUGUAGGGAUAGACCUAUUCUUACAAUGUUGGAGUAUAUUAGAUGUAAGCUGAUGAAGAGAAUACAGGGAAGAAGAGAUAAAAUGAAAAAAUGGAACAACCCUAUCUGCCCAAGAAUUGUUAAGAAGGUGGAGGCAAAUAAAGCCAAGGCAAGUGCUUGUGUGGCAAUGUGGUCAGGUGGAGGUAAAUUCCAAGUGUUAACUGGUGGCCAUGCACAAUAUAUUGUGGACUUGGAAUUAAAGAGUUGUUCUUGUAGAGCAUGGGAUUUGCAGGGAUGGCCUUGUGUUCAUGAUAUUUCAGCCAUAAAUUAUAAAGGGGGUCUUAAUGUCAUGGAUUUUGUGGAUGACUGCUAUUUGACAACAACUUACUUGAAGACAUAUGAUAAUCUCAUACUACCUAUGAAUGGGAUGGAUAUGUGGGGUAAGACUGACUUUCCACCAUGUCUUCCUCCUUCUUACUCUAAACAACCUGGAAGGCCAAGAAAAUGUAGAAAGAAAGAAGAGGGAAAGCACAAGGGCAAAAUCAUAUUCCCAACACACAGGACUCUCUCAAAUGUGGGCAAUGUGGUAAAAAGGGGCACAAUAGGAGGACUUGGCAUAGGAAUCUUCCCCCAAAGGCCAAAACUGCAAACCACUAUUGAUCCAUCCCAAGCAUCCACUUCAACUGGUCCAAGCACCAAAAAGAAAAUAUCCAAGCUUCCAAGGCAUGUGCAAAAAGGGAAACCUCUGGAUCAAAUGUUGUAG
This is a messenger RNA of Prunus avium (sweet cherry), 1791 nucleotides long. RefSeq lists its product as uncharacterized. The record is from RefSeq and is a predicted model, not a curated record. Gene Ontology annotation, molecular function: zinc ion binding. Lineage: Eukaryota; Viridiplantae; Streptophyta; Magnoliopsida; Rosales; Rosaceae.